Molecule: messenger RNA, 665 nt
Organism: Dermacentor andersoni
Lineage: Eukaryota; Metazoa; Arthropoda; Arachnida; Ixodida; Ixodidae
Source: RefSeq, a predicted model, not a curated record
GAGUUUUGAACUGAUUAAUUAGGCAGUUAUUAACAAUGUUGCACCCCAUCAUAUUUCAGCCUAUUGGGGGCGAGGACUUACAAAGUCACCAUCUGUCACUUGCCUCCCUUGCGUAGUAUGAGGGAUUGCGUGGCAUGCUCCUCACAGGUUUCGCUUACGGUGCUUAAUAAAAACACCAAGCAGCAGCCCUCCUGGACAUUUCUUGAACGUCACUGCGCGCAGUUGCCGCGAUGGAGUCUCCCGAACAGGCUUCUUGCGUGAAAGGGGAGGACAGUUCGAGCGAGCUUUGGAACGAGGUGGCCGAGCAGCUAGCCGUUGAUCCUUCAGUCACAUUUGACGACUAUGUCCAGUGUGACGAGGCGACAUGGACCUCAGCAGAGCUUACCACUGAUGACAUACUGCAGAGCGCCCAGGGCACGGCGACUCAAGAAGAGGAAUGCAGCGAUGACAUGGAUUAUGACGUUACGGCAGCACCCGAAGACUGCGACGAGUCCGUGUCGGCCACAGAUGUGUUGGACUGCUUGCGAAAACUCCGCAUAUUUAUAGCCAAAAGCGGGACAGCGACCGAAGACGUGCAUAAGAAUGCGGACUGCGUGCUGCAGAGUCUGUAAUGCACCCAUCAGAAGACGAUCACAGACUAUUUCAAAUAAAUGUGCCUUGUCUGA